AUGUCUCGCACUCCCUCGACGGCCACGCCGACCUGGCAUCAGUUCGAGCGAAAGGUCGACGAGGUCAAGCCCUCCAAAACUGAUAUCAACCACUUGGUUAUGGACUACCUCAUUACCAACGGAUACCCCGCUGCAGCCAAGAAAUUUGCGGUAGAGGCCAACAUCCAGAUCCGGACCGACCUCGACACCAUUCAGGAACGAGUCGGGAUUCGAACUGCGAUUCAUUCGGGGAACAUCCAACUGGGAAUUGAGAAGAUCAAUGAGUUGAAUCCUCAGGUUCUAGAUGAGAAUCCUUCUCUUCAUUUCGCUCUGCUGCGUCUGCAGCUCAUUGAACUAAUCCGCACGUGCACCUCUACACCGGACGGAGACAUCAGUCCAGCUCUAGAAUUUGCAACUGCCCAACUAGCACCGCGAGCCCCCACCAACCCCCAGUUCCUGGAGGACCUUGAGCGAACCCUGGCGCUUCUCAUCUUUCCCAGUGAUAAUCUCUCCCCUUCCCUUGCCUCCCUCUUAGACCCCAGCCUUCGUAAAGACAUCGCAGCGCAAGUCAACGAAGCCAUCCUCCAAAGCCAAGGAGCCCGCAAGGAAGCCUGCCUGCGCAACCUUGCCAAGGCCCGUGAAGCCAAGAAGGAUAUUCCGGAGAAGCUAGACAUCGGUCUCAUCGGUACCAAUCAUGAUAGCAGCGAUGACCGCCCGAACACUAAUGAUACCCGUCGGCGCCCUAGUCACAAUGGUACGGGUGAUAGUGUCAUGGCUAACAAUGGAGAUUUGGAUCCCAUGGUCGCUUGA
This is a messenger RNA of Penicillium chermesinum, 789 nucleotides long. RefSeq names its product glucose-induced degradation complex GID8. Lineage: Eukaryota; Fungi; Ascomycota; Eurotiomycetes; Eurotiales; Aspergillaceae. Gene Ontology annotation, molecular function: protein binding. Bases 1 to 789 code for a protein of 262 amino acids. Gene Ontology annotation, biological process: proteasome-mediated ubiquitin-dependent protein catabolic process. The record is from RefSeq and is a predicted model, not a curated record. Gene Ontology annotation, cellular component: nucleus; cytoplasm. The transcript has 4 exons.